ACAACAACCCUAUUGACGAGUGCAAAUUAAAUAAAAUAAAGAAUUUUAAACAAGGCAAAAUAAUGUCGCAAGUUUAACAAUUAAUAAGAAAGCAAGAGCAAAAGAGCGCUGGAAGCAAUGGAAGCGACGGAAGACCAGCUGAUACUAGCCACGGGUGGCUAUGACCACACCAUUAAAGUGUGGCAGGCUCACACCGGCAACUGCAUAAAAACCAUGCGCUUUGUGGAGACAUCGCAAGUGAAUGCGCUGGAUCGCACGCCGGACAAGACACGGCUGGCUGCGUGUGGCUAUCAAUGCAUCCGACUUUACGAUCUGGAGUCGAAUUCGACGGGACCGGUAAUCAACUUUGACGGCGUGCAAAAGAAUGUGACGCGUCUGGGUUUUCAGGAGGAGGGCAAAUGGAUGUUUACCGCCGGCGAGGAUCAUCGUGUGCGCAUCUGGGACAUGAUCUCGACGCCGCAUUGUUCCCGUGUCUUUGACUGCCAGGCACCGGUCAAUGCCGCCUGUCUGCAUCCAAAUCAGGUGGAAAUUGCAAUGGGAUCACAGAAUGGUGGCGUCUAUCUGUGGGAUGUCAAGUCCGAGGAGCAUGAACAGCUGGUGCCCGAAAUGGACUCAUCCAUACAGGAUGUGGCCAUAUCUCCGGAUGGCAAAUAUAUGGCUGCUGCCAACAACAAGGGCAACUGUUACAUUUGGGAGCUGAGCAUCAAUACAAACCAGAAGCUGAGCGUCAUCCGUCCCAAGCUGAAGAUCGCAGCGCACACUCGCUCCAUACUCCGUUGCAAAUUCAGUCCCGAUUCGCGUCUGUUAGUGACCACGUCGGGUGAUGGCACCGCCUGCAUUUGGCGGACAGAGGACUUUAAGAAGUGGCGCGAUCUGUCCAUUGAGAACUAUUGGGUAUGGGAUGCCGCAUUCAGUGCCGAUUCCAAAUGGCUAUUCACAGCCUCCUCCGAUGGUGUGGCGCGCCUUUGGAAACUCUCUACCAAAGCAUUGGCACGGGACUAUACGGGCCACAGCAAGGCAAUUACGGCUCUAUCCUUCAAGGACGAGAUUGUCGCCGAUUAGCAUAGGAUUCUUAGGCUUAGCAAUUAGCUAUUAAUUUAUAUACAAUUAAACAAUUAGGUAAUGUCAUCAAGAUCAGCGGUGGUCAACCUACAACAACAUUCAGGAUCUUACAAUUGUGUUCAACGCCUCGACUUGAAGCACCUUAAUUGCUGUGAAUUUUGUAAGCUGCCCACCGCUGAUUUGCAUUAUCCGCACUGGCUGACCGAAAGUCCCACUAUAUUAUAUGAUUCAUUGGCCAAACAAUUGCUGAAUACCGAAAUUUCCUAGUCACCUACAAUUACACAAAUUGCCUACAGAAAAAACAAAGGAAAAAUUUAAGGAUUUUCUUUUUUGGCAGCACGUGUGCGGAUAUUGCGAAUGAUACCGAGGCAAGUUGCUCUGGACAUUUUGAGAGGCAGUUUUGGGAUCCGUGGAUCAAGGCAAAUAAUAAAAUAACAGAACUGAGCUGAGUUCUACCUCUAAAAAUGCGCAUAUUGCUUUUGUAGCGACAUUUUUCAUACAUUUUUAUAAUAAUAUAUUAUAUUGCUGAUAUAUAUAAUUAUAUAUAUAUAUAUAUAUAUGUGUGUGUUUGUGGAUACAUGAGGAAAUGCGAUUUAAUAAAACCUUAUAGGCAUAUAAUAAACA
This is a messenger RNA of Drosophila innubila, 1686 nucleotides long. RefSeq names its product protein LST8 homolog (gene Lst8). The transcript has 2 exons. Gene Ontology annotation, biological process: TOR signaling; regulation of actin cytoskeleton organization. Gene Ontology annotation, cellular component: TORC1 complex; TORC2 complex. Lineage: Eukaryota; Metazoa; Arthropoda; Insecta; Diptera; Drosophilidae. Gene Ontology annotation, molecular function: protein binding. The record is from RefSeq and is a predicted model, not a curated record. Bases 118 to 1062 code for a protein of 314 amino acids.